This is a messenger RNA of Anopheles moucheti, 981 nucleotides long. RefSeq names its product 39S ribosomal protein L16, mitochondrial (gene mRpL16). Lineage: Eukaryota; Metazoa; Arthropoda; Insecta; Diptera; Culicidae. Bases 215 to 943 code for a protein of 242 amino acids. The record is from RefSeq and is a predicted model, not a curated record. The transcript has 3 exons. Gene Ontology annotation, biological process: mitochondrial translation. Gene Ontology annotation, molecular function: rRNA binding; structural constituent of ribosome. Gene Ontology annotation, cellular component: mitochondrial large ribosomal subunit; ribosome.
GUAAACAAAUCUGAUAUGGACACUUUUGGCACCACUGUACAAAUUGACAGUUCGGCAGCGCACGUGCGAGAAUCCUGGUGGCGGGUGGCGAAACUACGGUUGACAGUGCAUUUCUUGAUCAAAACACGACAAGCUCGGGUGCAGUGUUUACGCAAUUUUGUGUUGCAUUUAGGUGUAUAAUAAUUACUAGUUACACCCUAAACUAUCUUCAAAAAUGCUGGCCAGUUGUGAGAAGUUACGACCAUUGCUGUCGGGCUUGCUGCACGGUCAGUUUGGUCAACAAAUUGCCGGCAUGAAGUUUUUUGCACCACCGAUAAAAUAUGAGAAUAUUACGAUCCCAGAGAAGCCCAAGCUUCGCUUUAUGGAAAAAGUUCCUCAGCUGCAGAGCAAUCUUCGUGCACCCAAGAUGCAGAAGAAGCUUAAAUGGAUGCGCGGUCCGGAGAUGGUGCACAAUUCACUUGUACACAAGCAGUAUGGCAUAGUUGCAACUGGGGGUGGUCGGUUAAGGUGGGGCCACUAUGAAAUGUUGCGACUUACGAUCGGUCGCAAGAUGGAUACGAGUCGCAUGUUUGCGAUUUGGCGUAUCGAUGCACCGUGGCAACCGGUGACCAAGCAAGGUCAGGGCCAGCGUAUGGGUGGCGGUAAAGGUGCCAUCGAUCACUACGUUACGCCAGUGAAGAGCGGUCGAGUGAUACUGGAACUGGCGGGAAAGCUAGAAUUUGUUGAAGCCAAGCAAAUUCUCGACAUCGUUUGCCCUAAGCUGCCAUUCAAGGCGAUGGUAGUCUCGCAAGAAAUGAUGGAAAACAUGAAGGCAGAAGAAGAGCGGUUGGUACGAGAAAACUUAAACCCAUGGAAUUUUAAGUACAUCGUUCAGAACAACCUUGGAGGCUGUCACCGAUGGUUAUCCCCCGUAGAUCACAAGUGGUUCGGGAAGUAUCUGUAAAUAGGCUGGAAACAGCGAAUAAAUCGUAAUUCGAAUAG